AUGGGAACGGAAUCCCCAGACGUCUGGCCACGUACUUCCGAAAUCUCUUUUGGUAAUACUGAAGUGACCAGACAUGAAUUCUACGAAUGUUUCGAGCAUGAUAGUAAUGAAUCUGACAGCAUCUUUGAUGCUGUUUCUCGCCUACCAGGGCGAGCCUUUUGCGUUUUCCGAAUUGAGUUAGAGAUAGGUCAGUUAACCUCGUACGCGUUAGAAUUCAACAUUUCAAAUUCGAUGGCUCAAGCGUUCAAUCGAGGAGUACUAGGUUCGAUUCCGGAGAGUGACAAUCCUCUAGUGUCUCCAUUUACAGUAGAGGAAAUUAACAACGCACUUAGGGCAACUAAAAAGAACAAGGCAUCAGGCCGUAAAUCAAAAGAAGUAUCUUCCCUCAAACCGGCCGCCAUUAUCGCGUACGAUUUGGAGAAAGCAUAUGACCUUGUCAACCGAGACGUACUGUGGGAAGUGAUGACAGCCAUGGGCUACCCUCCCCUUUGCUUGUCUAGGGGUAUUGACGGAAUUGAACACUACGGAAAACGCAUCCAAGUUCGUGCUAUUGAGAGAACUGCAACUGUUUAUUGGUUGGGGCCACAUCUCAAGAACCUCCUUCCACAAAUCACCCAGCCUAGGUUUAAUGCAACCCAUUCAUCGCAUCCAUACUUCACUACCUCACUUUCAACCAUCACCGAUCUACUAAAAGCUGGCAUCUUCACAUCGUCAACUGUAUCGAAUCACCGCGCCACCUACAAUCACCUGAUCGCUAACAUAGGGCAACCAGGGAGAACAGAGAUUGCGAAACCGGACCUUGACUGGGCUUCCAUCUGGCGUUGGGUGGCCAAAAUCAAAGGGAAAAACGCCGAACUGGUCUGGGAUUUUAACCAUAACCAGCUUCCCACCAAAAUGCGUCUCAAUAGUCUCAAUCUUUCAAACAACGACCAAUGCCCUCUAUGCAAUGCUGGCCAAGAAACUGACGACCAUCUAAUGUUACUUUGUAAAGAGAAAGUUGACAUUAGCUUAUGGCUCCGUAUUCAAUUGACAAAACUCGGAUGUCUAAAACCAUUGAAAUCAGCAAUCAAUGGAGACGUUGGAAAUGGGCCCAAUAAAAAGAAAAUACUGGCCCUCAUCCAAUCCUACAUAAUCACCGUCUGGACUGGCCGCAGCCAAAACUUCACCCCAGCCUUAAAGGAAAUACAGUCUCUCUGGUCACGCCUCCUUCAUUCAAAAAACUCUCCACAGACGUCACCUUCUAAACCCUAA
Daphnia magna is the source of this 1251-nucleotide messenger RNA. RefSeq lists its product as uncharacterized. The coding region runs from base 1 to 1251 and encodes 416 amino acids. The transcript is spliced from 6 exons. NCBI's taxonomy places the organism in Eukaryota, Metazoa, Arthropoda, Branchiopoda, Diplostraca, Daphniidae. The record is from RefSeq and is a predicted model, not a curated record.